GCUCUAUCUGUUCAAGUCGCAUUCCGAAGGGCCAUCAAUAGCUUUUCUAGAUUCUAGAUUUGCGUCCAGCGGUCCGGGCAUGCGAAGCGAUUAGCCAUAAUUCCUCACAGGAUCGAUCGAAGACUUGCCUAACUAAUGGGCCGUGUUAGGGCUGACUCCUCCUAACCUGUACGAUCACCCUGCGAUACAGUCACCAUGGACACCUCUGCUGCCACGGGUCCUGCGCAGUUAGCUCUCCCCACCACGCCAGAAUCCGGCCUCCGCGUUUCGCGGAGCGCGGGGAACAUGCAGGAGUCGGCGAAUGGGUCGAGCGCGGCGUCGACGCCACGCAGCCACAAGGAGAUGGAGGCGCUCGCGUACUCGUCCGGCCAGAGCCUCGCGUCCGUUCUUAACGACCCGCGCAUGGGCAAAGCUGGGAUUUACGGAACCGAGAACGCGUGGACGUGGAUUACUGCGCAGCGGCCGUUAGAGCCGGCUCUAGAGGGUCCUCCGCCUUUGCCGCCGGAAAUUCAGGAUUUUCCGAAGUCGGAGUUUCAGCCGUAUCUGCAGCGGAUGAGGGAGCCGUAUGGCCGAUUCGUGGACGUGCAGGAGCAUUCCACGUGGGAGAUGGCCACUGGAGAGGCUCCGGGUGCUGACGUGGACAGCGAGGGAAGGGAUGAUCGGAAAGGCAAGGGUAUUCUAGCGUCGAUGUCCGAAGGUCAGGGGCUAGCCGCGUGUCUGAGGGAAAUACCCCCGGUUUAUUUCGACGAGCAUUUUGCUCUCGAGCGGAAGGAGAUUUUCGAUACGGUCUGCCCGUCCCCUUCCAUUCCCGCGAACAUGCUUCUUCAGGAAAAGUUGUCCCAUUACUUAGACCUGGUAGAGGUGCACUUAGUUAAAGAAAUCUCUUCCCGCUCGGAUUCGUUCUUCGAGGCCCUGGAAAAGCUGGAAGAUCUGAACCGUGGGAUCGUGGAGACGUGCGAUCGCAUCCGUCUGUUGCGCGGCACGGUGGGGAAGCUGGACGAGGAUCUGCUGGAAGGAGCGCGGAAGCUGCAGACGACCAAGGUUCGGCGCGAGAACCUUUUGCAGCUGCACCAGAAGCUGAAGCUGGUGGCAUUCGUGCACCAGGCCAUGGCGACGCUAAAGCUGCUGGUGUCAUCGGGCGACUGCGCGGGCGCGCUGGACGUGAUAGACGACUUGAGGCGGCUGAUGAGCGGCGGGGACCUGGCGGGGCUGCACUGCUUCCGCCAGCUCAACGACCACCUGCUCUCCUCGUCGGAUGCUGUCAACAGUCUCCUGUCGGCUGACUUUGUGCGGGAAGCAGUGCACGACGCUGCUGACGUGGCGCCAUCCGCUGUAGUCACGAGCUUCAACCUCCAGAAGAGUGUGCCGCCCGCUACAACCCUGCUCACUAUAGUCAACCUCGAGCACGAGGGCAUGGAGGAGAGGGAGGCUCGCCUGCGAGAGCACCUGCUGCCGCUCGUCAUCAGCCUGCUGCGCACCUCCCGUCUGCCUGCAGUGCUGCGCGCAUACAGGGAUGCAGUGAAUGUGGACAUCAAGGCGGCGGUGAAGACAGUGGUGGGCGAGCUGCUGCCGCUGCUCUUCCUGCAGCACGCUGCCGCUGCUGCCGCAGCUGCUGCUGGAGGAGCCGGGGGGGCCGCAGGAGGGGAGGGGGGCGAGCCCACUGCAGACGCGCUGAAUGCGCCAUCUCUGGCUCUCAAGCUACGCGCACUAGCCCCCCCCGCCUUCGUGCACCUGCUGCUGGCCGUCUUCUCAGCCGUUCAGACCCGCCUCGUGCGCGCAGCAGCCGUGCGCAACGUGGUUCACAGCAUCGCCACCACCGGCGCUGCUGCUGCUGCCGCUGCCGCCGAACCUGCCACCCUCGCAGGCUCAGCAGGGUACGAAGCUGCUGCUGUGGCUGCAGCGUUUGCUUCGGGUGCCGAACGUGUGGUAGCUGCCGAGGCUGCUGAGUCGAAGCUGCUGGGGAGGGGGGGCGUGACGAGAGGUGCGGGAGGGGGGGGAGGGGCAGGAGGUGGUGGGGUGGCAGGCAGCGGGGAGGCAGCAGCAGGGGGUGAUGUGAAUAGCCUGGCUGCUCUGGCCACGUCCAAGCAACUAAGAGCCGACGUUCUGAGGGAAAACACGGAAGUAGUGAGCGAUGCGUGCGAGGUGGCGCACGGGCGGUGGGCGAAGCUGCUGGGGGUGAGGGCGCAGGUGCACCCGAAGCUGCCUCUGAGCGACUUUGUGGACAUGUACUCCGUGACCUCGCACUUCAUCUCGUCGUCAGAGCGGGUGGGCGGCAGGCUGGGCUACAGCAUACGGGGCGCGCUACAGUCGCAGGCCAAGGCGUUCGUGGAGACACAGCACUCGGGCAAGAUGGCGCUCAUCCUCUCGCUGCUGAACAAGGAGACGUGGACGGCUGUAGAUGCCACGCCCGAGGCCCAAGCCCUAGUCGACUUCUUCUGCACCUUCCUCGACCCAACUGCCGAGGCCGAUGCUGCUGCCGCUGCUGCUGCUAAUGCUGCUGAUGUGGCUGCUGCUGCUGCUGCUGCUGCUGCCGCUAGUGAUGCUGCUAGUGUGAGUGAAGUCACUGCUGCUACUGCGACAACUGUAGCAGCUGCUGCGGCUGAGAGCAGGGGCACAGAUGGGGGGGGUGCUCCUCCUGCUGACGCAGCAGCAUUCAAUGGGCCGGUGACAGGUGGCGCCGCGGCGAAUAGCACGGAGACAGAUGGCAGAGUGGCAGAGGCUGGGGGUGGGCGGGGGGAGAAUGGGGCGAAGGAGGCGCAGGUAGGGGAGUUGAGGGAUGAUUGGCCCCAGCAGUCGCAGCAACAGCAGUCGCAGAAUACAGGUGCAGAGGGAGAGGGCAGUGGAGCAGAGGGGCAGGGCACGGCAAGAGGGGUCGGCAUGGCCGCCAGUCAGGCAGGCAGAAGAGAAGGCGGUGGGGGUGGAGAGGAGGGUGAUGGAGGCGGGGAAGGGGUUGUGGGGCGAGGAGGAGCAGGAAGAGGGGAGGCGGACGGGGGAGUGGAACCAAGGAGGGAGAGGAGGGAUGGAGAGGCAGAGGCAUCACAGCGAACAGAGCCGGUGGCAGGUGCAGGUGGUUCAGUCGCUGCAACUGCUGCCGUGGAGCCAGCAUUGGCUGCAGCAGCACCCGCAGCACCAACGGCAGCAGCAGCGCCAGCACCUGCUGCUGCCACUCCUGCUGCUGCUGCUGCUUCGCCUGUCGCUGCUGCCAGUGGAGGCGUUGAGGGCGGCAAGGCGCAGAAGAAGGCUGCUGUGAAGACGAUAGUGUGCCGGGGAGUGAAGUACCACGUCACUGGCAGCGCAUGCACGCUGCUCUCAGUGACCCGAGAGUACGUGUCGAUAACUGAAGCCCUGCCAUCACUAUCAGGCGAGGUGGUGCAGCGCCUGGCGGACCUGCUCAAGCUCUUCAACUCGCGCACCUGCCAGCUCGUGCUGGGGGCAGGCGCCAUGCAGGUGUCGGGGCUGAAGACCAUCACGGCGAAGCACCUGGCGCUCAGCAGCCAGUGCAUCUCGCUCGUCUAUGCACUCAUUCCUGACCUGCGUCGCAUCCUCUCAGCCUACAUCCCCGACGCGCGACGAGGGCUCGUCAUGACUCACCUGGACAGAGUGGCACAGGACUACAGGGUGCACAGGGACGAGAUCCACAGCAAGCUGGUGGCGAUCAUGAGGGAGCGCCUGCUGGUGCACCUCCGCUCGCUCCCAGGUGUGGCUGACGGCUACUGCCGCCCCGACGACUCACCUGCCGAGCAGCAGCCAUCCAACUUCGCACGUGCGCUCACCAAGGAGGUGGGUGUGCUGCACCGCAUCCUCUCACCGCUGCUGCUGGAGGCCGACCUCCGCUCCAUCUUCUCGCGAGUGGUGGCGCUAUUCCAUGUGCAGCUCGCGGACUCGUUCUCCAAGAUUGACACGCCCACACCACAGUCCAAACGCAGAAUGUAUCGAGACGUGGACCUCAUCCUACAGUGCAUGCGGUCACUGCCUGGUAACAUACUAGCAUCUUCGUUUGAAGGGCGGCAGAGAGAGCUGGACCAGUUUGUGGUCUCUAGAUUUGGCAACAGCCCACCUCCAUGAAAUGUUGACCAAACUGAAUAUUUUUCACGAUGCUUCUCAUCUAUGUAUGUGAGAUCAUGCAAGCAAUGAUUUGG
This is a messenger RNA of Closterium sp. NIES-67, 4139 nucleotides long. The record is from the annotation of a GenBank genome assembly. Lineage: Eukaryota; Viridiplantae; Streptophyta; Zygnematophyceae; Desmidiales; Closteriaceae.